Messenger RNA from Xyrichtys novacula (pearly razorfish), 3687 nucleotides. Lineage: Eukaryota; Metazoa; Chordata; Actinopteri; Labriformes; Labridae. The record is from the annotation of a GenBank genome assembly.
ACACUCUGUCUUUGUCUGUGUCUGCAGUAAUCGUCCAUGAUGCUCAGAGCUGCUCUGCUCAGUGUCCUCUUCUGCUCUGUCAACAACUAUGUGAUACAGGUAAGCAUGACAGACAUCAUAGAUCAGUUUAAAGGGAAUGAUACUCAAUCAUUAUUACCACCUGUUUAUAAAUGUUUCAUCUUCAGUUUAUAAUUUAUGUACAUCAAAUAUGGUCUGGACUUUUUUAAUUUGAAUGAGAACACAGACCUCAUUUUGAACCUCUGUUUUUCUUCUUACAGGAUUUUUUGGAAAAGACUGAAGAGUCCUCUGGUGAGAUGCAGCUUCAUCCAGACAACAAUAUUUAGAAAAAUAAACAAAAGUAGUUUGUUCUGAAAUAUAAAACAGACUCUGUGUCAUCUGCAGGAAACAGCAUUGAUGAUGAUGACUUCAGCGUCUCCACGCUGUUGGAGAAGGCAAACCAAAACGCUGGUAUGUUCAUCUCCUCAUUAACUGUUUGGUGGAUUUGUUGAUGAUCAAUAAUUGUCCAUUGAAAAAACUGAAUCUAAAACUAGCAAUAAUGAUGUGUUAGUGAUUCAUUCACACUGAAAUAUGUAAAGAAAAUAUAAAGAAACAAAAGUCCCACUUUGCAGGUAAGGUCCCCGGAGAUCCCCUGGUGCUGUAUGGAGACAUAGCAGUGCCUUCAGGCCUGCAGAACGCUGACCCCUGUACACAGAGAGGCUGCCUGUGGCCCAAAGCCAGCGAUGGCAAUGUCUACGUCCCAUACCGCAUUGGCUCAGAGUUCUGUGAGUCCCAACAAAUGAUCAUUAAAAGAUAAUAAAGACAAGCAUGCUUUGAUCUUAAAUUCACAACCCAGCACAAGUCCACACAGAGGAUCCAAGGUUUGUUGUAACUAUGGUAACAGGAGAAAAAAUACACCAAUCUAAUGAGAAAUUAUCCUUUUUGUCAAGCUCGAAGAGAGAGAAAUACCAUUGUUCAGGGUUUGCGGUCAUUCGCCCUCUCCACCUGCAUCCGCUUCACCCCACUUAACCGACAGCAGGACUUUGUGGACAUCAGAUCUCUCUCAGGGUGAGGACCACAAAUUUGUCUAAGCUAAGGGAAAAGGAUCUGAGCCCUCCUCAGGUGUUUAAAUGUUUGUGAUGUCCUUUUUCAGGUGUUUCUCUUUUGUCGGCCGCCGUGGUAGGAACCAGACAGUGUCUCUGAGCCGUCAGGGUUGUGUUUUCCAUCAGAUCAUCCAACAUGAGCUGCUUCAUGCCCUGGGCUUUGACCACGAACAGACACGAUCUGACAGGGACCAGCAUGUUCGCAUCCUGCUCCAGAAUGUCAUCCGUGGUGGGUCUGACUGAAACUUCUGGCUUCCUUUAUUUAGAUCUCUAGAAACCCUGUGUACUCAAAGAGAGAUAUGAGUCAUUUUCAUGCUUGCUGGACUUGGUUUCAUGUUUGACUGUCAAAUUGCUCCCAAUGUAAACAGGAGAUAAAGUGUGACAGACUUUUCCAAUCUCUUUCAGGAAUGGAGUUCAAUUUCAGGAUAAUUCAGACAAACAACCUCAACACUCCCUACGACUACAACUCUGUCAUGCACUAUUCCAGGUAAUGUCUCAGUUCAGUCUGUUACAACACACUGCAACAACAAAACCCCAACACCAAAAUAGAUCUGUUACAGUUAGCCAUCUAGUCUUUACAGCUUUGUUAUAGUCUGGUUUUGAUAUGCAUGUUUCUGCUCUGAAACAGUCUGAAUGCUGCUUUAAUCUAAUUUACCAUUUAUAUGUCAACUCUCAGCGGUCACUCAGUGCCGCACUGCAAAACUGUAGGCCUUAGGCUGAGCACCACCUCAAAGGCUCAGGGCAUGUUGAUCCUGUAAGGUGCAAAAGUAACCCUCUCAUCCAGUCUGUUUUUGCCCCUUAGGUUCGCUUUCACAAGAAACAACCAGCCAACCAUCAUCCCAAUCCCUGACACCAAUGUCGCUAUUGGCCGGGCUACAGAGAUGUCUCCCACAGACAUCCUGAGAGUGAACCGCCUUUAUCGCUGCAGUACGUACCAUUUUUGGCCUUAUACCUCACCAACUAAGUGACUUUUCUAUUACAGCCCACAGCAAUUUGUUUCUGCUGAACUGCCAAAAGCAAAUCUGUCGAAUAGAUAUCACACAUGAAAUACACAAAAAUGGCCACCAUAUCAACCAACGUUUCUUUAUAACCUGCAAAGAAAUAAUAUAAUUAUCCGUGACAGAAUUGCUUAUUUUAUACACUAAAAUACAGUGUCUGCAUUUGGGUGGGAUUUUCUGUGUUAGAAGCUGAACUGAUAGUCAGCAACAUUUGCUCAAACCAACACAUUAGUUUAUUAGUCUGCAAAAAUAGUCUUUAACAAAGAAUGUCGAUUAUUUUUAUUUAUUUGCUGUCCGAACAAAUACACACUGUAGGAGUAGCCACAUGGCGCUCAUGGGAAAUGCAGUCUUAAUCCUGGAAAAACUACAGAUUUGAUCCAAAGGGAUCACUGGAGCCAACAUCAUAUGAAAACUCCUCACUGUGCCUUUAACUUCUACUUUUGAAAAAUCACAUCCACUAAAAAUAAAAUUGCAUGAUUUUUAAAAAAAAUACAUGAUUAUAAACUUUUUGAUUAGACAUACAGUUCUUUGUCUAAGUCCCUAAAUAAUAAAUGGGCUACAUAGCCAACCAUUAAAGUAAUGUUAACAAACAGUGUAUUAACCAAUGAACCACUGCAACCCUGUUGUCGAGCAGAUUUCAGCAUUAAUUAAACUUUAUUUAUAAAACACCUGUCAUACAUACUUACAUGCAGAGUGCUUUACAAGAGAACAGAAAAUGAGUGACAGUUAAAAGGAUGACAGAAAUACCAGAGUAAAUUAAUGUAUAUAUACAUAAUAAACAGAGAAAAUAAGAGAAAUAAAAUAAGAUAAAUUGGUUUAAGACUAUGGUAAUCAAUAAUUUCUAAUACAUCUUCUUUAUCAGUUUGUCAGUAGUGAUUAAUUUAAUCGACUGCAUAACGGUAAUAGGCGCCAUUGUGCUGUAUUCAUAUACGGGAGCAAGUUUCCCUCUGGUAACUGAGCACAGAUGAGUGUUUAUGAUCCUUAACUACAAAAAAAAAGCAACUUUGAAGAGUUAAUGUUUGUUUGUGAAUUAAAUUUAGAUGUGACUGCUCCAACACCUGACCCUCAACCUGAGCAAAAAGACACUUUUUUCUGAAAGUGGAGGUUAGUGGAAGUUUUCAUGUUAUCUGAUAUAAAACAUCUGAGGAUUACAGACUGAAUACUUAUGUAGAUGUUAACAGGUUUUAUGAGGUUCCUUUAUUUUAUAUCUAUAACUGACCAAAGUGGGAAUAAAAGGGUUAAUGUUUCAUGCGGCUUUCGAACCACUUUACCGUUGGAGCGCAUUUCACAUUUCAAAGCCUUAUGACUGCACAGACCUGAUUUUUUCCUAUUUUUAAUACUCUCUUUUUGUUUGUUUGCUUUUGUAUCAACAGGAAGGAGAGGAAUGGAAGGCUAAGGCAGCUUUUUUUCCAACAAGCAGACGCAGAUACAUGAAUCCUAAUCAGUGCUAACAUGACUUUUGAUUAAAUUAGUUUUUGUGCUUUCCUACAAUUUCCUUCACAGAAAACUGUGUGUUGAAGCUGAGACAUAUAUAAUUCCAUUAUAACUGCUUGCAGCCUGAUGAAUAAAGAUAUAUCUUCAUAAAUGUU